Messenger RNA from Sardina pilchardus (European sardine), 1442 nucleotides. RefSeq names its product keratin, type I cytoskeletal 18-like. Gene Ontology annotation, cellular component: cytoskeleton. Gene Ontology annotation, molecular function: structural molecule activity. The coding region runs from base 72 to 1319 and encodes 415 amino acids. The transcript has 8 exons. The record is from RefSeq and is a predicted model, not a curated record. NCBI's taxonomy places the organism in Eukaryota, Metazoa, Chordata, Actinopteri, Clupeiformes, Clupeidae.
UCGACACCUCACUCCAUACCUGCACAGGUAACUAUUAAGCGUCACCAUCAUCCUCUAACCAUCAGAUCACGAUGUCUCGUACAAGCUCCGCGAGUAUGUUCGGUGGGGCCGGGGGAAGGGACUCCCGUGCGUCGGUGUCUACUCUGCAGGGUCUCCGGAGCGCGUUGCGCCCCGACUCCCAGAGGAGAGAUGGCGACAUCAUGGGCCCGGCUCAGCCUGAUGACAAGCGGACCAUGAAGGGCCUGAACGACCGCCUGUCUGGUUACCUGGGUCGGGUGCGCCAGCUGGAGAAGUCCAACACGGAGCUGGAGGAAAAAAUCAAAGAGAUUUUGAAGAGGAGAGGGAAGACGACCGACCAUGAUUGGGAGGAGAUUGAGAAACCCCUGGCAGCUCUCAGGAAGCUGGUUCGUCAAAAGACCAUGGAGAAUGCUCGUCUUAUUCUGCAGAUUGACAACAGCAAACUGGCCAACGAAGACUUCAAAAACAAGUUGGAGACCGAGCAGUUGGCGCGUCAGAAUGUGGAUCGGGACGUUUCCGACCUGCGCAAGGUCAUCGAUGACACACAGCUGUCCAAGAUGCAACUGGAGAGUCAGAUCGAGGCCGUAAGGGAGGAACUGGCUUAUCUCAAGAAGGAUCACCGUGAUGAUGUGAUGUCGCUGCGUCUGAAGGUGAAGGACUCCGACGUCACUGUAGAAGUGGACUCCCCCGACUCCAACCUGGCCGGCAACCUCAACAAAAUUCGCGCGCAGUAUGAGAAGGUCGCCGAGAAGAACCGUGAGGAGACCGAGACCUGGUAUAAUAAGAGGUUUGAUAACAUCAAGGUUGAAGUGGCUAAAAAUACGGAGUCCAUCCAGUCCAGCAAGACUGAGCUGAAUGACCUACGUAGGCAGAAACAGUCCCUGGAGAUUGACGUGCAGGCUAUGAAUGCAAUGAUCUUCUCUCUGGAGGAGAACCUGCGUGAUACGGAGGGCCGCUACGGCCACGAGCUGGGCCGGCUGAGCCGCGUGCUGCAGUCUCUGGAGUCGGAGCUGACCCAGGUGAGGGCCCAGGUGGAGCGGCAGGGCGACGACUACCAGGCCCUGUUCAGCGUCAAGAUGAAGCUGGAGGCCGAGAUCGAGAGCUACCGCAAACUGCUGCAUGGCAUCGAUAGCACCGGCGAUUUCGCCUUGGAACAGGCCUUAAACAGCGAGCCCCCACAGAAGAAAGAGCCUAAGAAGGGCAAGGGGAAAGAAGUGGCCCCAAAGGACAAGACAGAGGCCAAAGCUCAGGCUGAUGACAAGGAUAAGCCUGACGGCCCUCCACAGAGUCCAGCAAAGUAAAAGAAACAACAACAAAUAAAUAAAAAUAACAACACAAAUGUGUUUUUUUGAUGGGGAAGGGGCUUUGUUUUCUGUGCAGAAAACUAAGAUGUGAACAAAUAAAGGCAUUUGAUUUGACCUGCA